Haliotis rufescens (red abalone) is the source of this 5629-nucleotide messenger RNA. Its product is annotated as tubulin polyglutamylase TTLL5-like. Gene Ontology annotation, molecular function: tubulin binding; tubulin-glutamic acid ligase activity. The coding region runs from base 241 to 4302 and encodes 1353 amino acids. NCBI's taxonomy places the organism in Eukaryota, Metazoa, Mollusca, Gastropoda, Lepetellida, Haliotidae. Gene Ontology annotation, cellular component: cilium. Gene Ontology annotation, biological process: protein polyglutamylation; microtubule cytoskeleton organization. The transcript is spliced from 32 exons. The record is from RefSeq and is a predicted model, not a curated record.
GUGUUCUGUCAAGCUCUAUGAUUUCACCAGUCGUAAGUAUGUAAUGCUGUUUUGACAGGUUUUUCAUGUUAAUAGCCCGAAUUUGCCGUACAUUCCGAGUUAAAAGAGUUAUGUGCGAUAAUUUCUCAUAAAGGAUUCCUUGUCCUCCGGGUGGAAACAGUUGGGUUAGAUGGGGUUGUGCCCAUCACCAGUGCGUAUGUGCACUAGCAACUAGUCUGGGUCAACACACAAGGGUGGUGCAUGAUGGCUGCCAAGGCCACAGACUCGGACACAGGGUCACUGACCCCUUCCGAACAAAGUGAUGGCGAGGAAAGAAGUGAACAUGACUCGGACUAUGAAACAGAUGAAGAGGAGGAGGAUAAGAACAAAGGGUCCGACUCCUCUAAUGUGGUGUGGACAGGGUUUGGCAGAAAGACUCCGGUGAUUGUGUUCAAAGUUGAAGGUGUCAUGCAGAAAAAGCCAGAUCUCAAGACUAUAGGAGAGCGAUAUCACUUGGCAUUUAAAUUUGGGACAACCGAGUGCAAGAUUGUCCGAAACAUUCUCACCUCCCAUGGUUUUCAUGAGGUCCACCCCAACAGUUCUGACUUCAACCUGCUGUGGACCAACGCCCAUCUUAAACCAUUCACGCUCCGCAGCAUGACCGAGUUCCAGAAGAUCAACCAUUUCCCCAGAUCUUAUGAGUUAACACGGAAAGACCGACUGUUUAAGAAUGUUCAGAGAAUGCAGCAGAUAAAGGGACAGAGACAUUUUGACUUCAUCCCCAACAGCUUUGUUCUUCCAGGAGAAUACCAGGAUUUCUGUGCUGCAUUUCUUAGAGAAAAGGGUCACUGGAUUGUAAAACCUGUUGCUUCCUCGCGGGGAAGGGGAGUCUUCCUCAUCAACCAUCCGGAUCAGAUUCCUCUGGAUGAAAACAUCAUUGUGUGCAAGUACCUGGGUAACCCCCUGCUUGUGGAUGGGUUCAAGUUUGAUGUCCGGUUGUACAUCGCAGUCACUUCCUAUGAUCCACUGACCAUCUACCUUUUCGAGGAAGGACUAACAAGAUUUGCAACUGUGAAGUAUGAGAAGAGCAACAAGCACAUCCGCAACCAGUGCAUGCACCUCACCAACUACAGCGUCAACAAGAAGAGCCAGGACUACGUGAGGAAUGACGACCCCGACGUGGAGGACUACGGCAACAAGUGGUCUCUGGGAGCUCUGCUGCGCUACUUGCGCUCUCAAGGCCGAGACACUGCAGCACUGAUGAUGCGUAUUGAAGACGUUAUAAUCAAGACAAUCAUCUCCGUGGAGCUCCCUAUUGCCACGGCCUGCAAGAUGUUCAUGCCGCAUCGGGGAAACUGCUUCGAGUUGUAUGGGUUUGAUAUUCUCAUUGAUGACAACCUCAAACCCUGGGUGCUAGAAGUCAACCUGUCGCCAUCUUUAGCUUGUGACAGUCCACUUGAUCUGAAGAUUAAAGCCAACAUGUUGUGUGACCUGUUCUCAUUGGCCGGCGUGGCGUGUCAUGACCCGAUGAUGCGCAAUAUGCAGCAGAGUCGACGCAAUCAGGAAGUUGCAUCCAAGAUGGCAGCCAGAGCUAAGUCAGCGCGCACUAGGCCUGUGUCAGCUACAGCGCGUCAGAGACCUCUCUCGGCCGGGCCGGCUAACUCAGCAGUCAGUGGGAAGGACAAGAACGCCAACAAGAAUAUGGGAGGCCUCAAUAGCGAGGAGAUCAAGAUUAUCAGGCGUUCUAAAGAAGAGGAACAACGAAAGGGAGGAUGGGUGAAAAUAUUCCCCACAGCUGAUUCUUGGGAGAUCUAUUCCCCGUUCCUCCAGUUCAACUCCACCCACAACCUGAUGUUGCACCAGAGGCUCUACCCAGAGAGACAUAAAGGAAAUCUUGGGAAGCUGGCCACAGCUGGGGCGACUUCUUUAGGGUCAAGGUCAAGGACCGGCUAUCUCCAGAUCACCGGGGCGGGCCAGGCUAAAGGCGAGAAUGAUCAUCGUCAUGUGGAGGCGUAUGCUCAGGCCAUGAUCAGAACACGGCAGUACGAGAGGCGGCUCGGGCACAAGAGGAGGAGGAGCAAGAACAAGAACAAGAAGAAAGCUAGAGUCUCUAAUAAGAAAGAACCCAAGUCGAAACUAGUUCAGGGUGUCCCGGAGGACCUGGAGGAGGACCAGGUGUCGGAGGAGGAGUCAGCCAAUCAACAGAAGACGGAGCCCAGCGUGACGCAGGAGGAGAACGUGGAGCCGGUGGAAUCAGUGGAGCCGCUACAAAUGCUCCACCACACCCAGCCAAUCGAGGCUGCUGCUCCAGAGGCGGAGGUGAAGGUCAUCUCCCCGCAUCAGCCGAGUCCGCCGACGGAGGAGGAGAAGGCGAUGGAGACCAAGUGUGAGGAGGCUGAACCUGAAGCUGUUCCCAAGUAUAACGUUGUGGAGCUCCUUCUGAAGGGCGGCUCACUCAGCAAGGUCCAGGCUCGGUCAGCGUUCGCCAUGUACCUGGUACGGGUUCAGCAGAGGCUCAUCAGCGACACUGGAGCCUUGUCUCAGGAGGACGUGGAGGCUCUCAAUGAGCAGAUGGACCUUGUUCUGAGAUUCUUGAAGCGGGCGGCUGUUAAUCUCCAGCAGUCAUUCAAGGUCAUCGUUCCCAGUCGGAAACUACCGUUGUCAGAUCGCAGACGAAUACUGGCUAAACAACUGGGGGAUUUUGUACAUAUCUAUAACAAGGAGACCGAGCAGCUCCGGACGAGGAAGAUGAUAGACCGGAGACAUCUGCGGCGCACAGACAGCAUGGAGGGGCUACAUGAAUCCAAGUUUGAGAAGUUUGUGAACACUGCUUGUGAGGCCGAACUGGAGGAAGUGUUGACGACUUACACCAAGUUGAACAAGUCGGCCAGCAUCUUCCUGGGAAGCAAUGCCAAGACCUCCAGUGACAGCCAGGGAGCAUCGGCCGGCAUGGUGCGCUCGGAUAGUUCUCUUGUGAAACGUAGAGAAUCCAGUGACCUCCAAGACUCCAACUGGGAGGAGGUCCCUCGAGUGUGCAGUGCUUCAAAUGCCGAUAUUAGAUAUGAGAGUGGGGGUUCGCACAGCUUGCCGCGGCCUGCUUCCGCCCACCCAGCCCCUCCUUCAUCUUACAACAAUGCUGUGUCCAUAUACAGCCAGAAACUGACACGCCCAAGGUCUGCUCUUGUCAGCAAUCAGAAAACAGGUGGCCGCCCGCCCUUCGCUCGACCAUCAUCGGCCACAGUACAUUCCCGGCCUUCAUCAGCAUCAACUUACAUCACAUCAGAACCCACAGUUGACACCUACAAUGAGGAGGCAAUCCACGACGCUCUGCAACGUUUAGCCGUCCGACAGCAAGCCCGUCAGUACUCGGCCUUUAACGGCACCAGCGCCCUUCAGCCUGACCAACUCAUCCACCAUCUGACCCCCCCCACCCCCAGCCGGCCCAGCAGUGCCACCCACUCCAGAAAACCGAGUGAAAGUCUACUCAAUGGUGGGGAGUUCACUGACAGCUCCUCCAGUAUCAACAUGAUGUCCCAGCCAGGCCGGAGACAGGAACCUGUCCAGCCACUUCAAAGAUAUUUAACAAUGGAGGAACAAAUAAUUAGAUCACGCCCAUCCUCAUCUUCUGGGUCGAACCGGCCUCGUGCAGACUACAAAGUGUCUGGCAAACACGGCAAGGCAAAUGUUAACAUGGACAAUGCUAAUGCGACAUUUAACAGUUUCAUUGAUGAUCCUGGUAGUCAGUGGCAGAGUGACCUGAUGGCCGCGUACAGCCAGGUGACCGGUGUCCAGCCCCAGAACUACCAGAAUGCCUCCGCCAAUAGCCGACAGUACCACCUGGCUCAGCAGCAGCACUCCACCAAGCAGCAGCGGCUCAUGGAGCAGAGCAAAGCACUUCUGGAGCAGAGUAAGGCUAAGCACCAGGCAAUGGUUGCUCAGGCUCACGCCGCUCAGAGGACGCUUAGCUAUACUCAACCUGCUGAGGUGCAGCCAGGCAAGCAGACAUUCACCCCCAAACCCCCCAUUCAGCCGGCGGGAGGACGCAGGAUGACCCCGGCACACAGACUAGCCAGGUGUAGACUGACCCGAUCCAAGACAGACCACACUACCCUCCGCCUACCUGCACUGUCUGACACUGGGUGUUCUGUAUGUUGUGUUUAUGUGGUUCAGGGUGUUGCUAGUUUAGUGUCAUUCAUAUUUAUUUCAUUUUGUCAUUUAAGUUUUACAUAUAAUCUCUCUAUUUUGGAGCCAAGUAAUGGCAGUGUCAGGUCACCAAUACUAAAUAUAUCCUCUGGCCUGGAAUCUGCCAAUCUUGGUAACUGAAAACAAAUCCUCAGUAUUAUGUAUUUUGGUUUCGGUUAUAAAUUUGAGCAAUAUCCAGCAAUAACUCCCACUGUGUCCAGAACAUAUGGACAACGAUCCUGUGUGACGAGUAUUGCGAGUAGACAGAAGUUUGUGUUGUAUGAGUGCUUGCUGUGUGUGGACCGGCGUGUCAUGGAGCAGUUAUCAUCUGGAUCAUGUCAUGUCAAGUGUGGAAAGAGGAUACGUUAUAAUAUCUCCUUCAUCAUGACAUUGCCCUUGGGAAUAAUAUGUAGUGUAGGUCAAGGUCAUUCUACUCUCAUCCUCAGUGUCUGUAGAAAGUUGAGGACAUUGUGAAGCCAGACACCGGUAAACAUGGUAACGUAGUCUCAUUACUGUGUGUCUCUAGCUCUAACCGAGAGGUGGCCUGGUCUGGUGCCGCAAUUCACUGUGCAGAGUUACCUUCCAGUGACAAAUGAUCGUGGGUUCGAGGCUCGGGUUUGACCUGAUUGUGUUUCUAGGUUUGUCAGCACCAUACCCGUGUUCAAGGAUUUCACCGAAGUGAUUUCACAUCUGAGACCUGCGUCACUAAGUGCUUUCUGUCCACAUGAAGCUGACACACCAUGAUGUACAUGAAAUAUUGUUUGCCGGGGAAGUGUGCCGCGGGUCAUGGAAUGCAUCACUCUUCUGGUCAUCUCUGUACUAGCAGCAUCUCAUGCCACGGUCAGAUACUGUACACGCUGAUGUAGACGAUGAUGUACACGUUGAUAUUGAUCUACAUGGCGAUGUUCACGCUGAUGCUGAUUUUGUGAAUGCAGGGUGGUAGAGCUAGAGUACAAUGGGUGCUUUGGCCGUUUGUUUCAUUAAUAUUUUAGAUUCUUUAUUUUGUUUCCUAAUAUCUCUAUCAUUAUUACCUCUGACUAGACCUGUAGACGUGCUGGCACCAUCUGAAUGUGUUGCAUAUAUAUGUAACUAUAUUUUUUCAAACAACACAUUAUCUCUUCAGUUUUUCACAUAUUUGAUGUUAUUAACAUACCUCAUUUGAUAACAAACUUCUGUCUGUACAAUGUCCCACAUGUCUGUACCAACAUGAACAGAAGUUAAUACAUCCCACUUUCUAUGGAGAACAACUUCUGUUACAAAGAAUAAAAGAAGUUGUAAUCCUUAAAAAUGUGUCUUGUAUUCAUGUCCUUCCAACUUCUAAUUAAAGACUUCAUGAAUAGAAAUAUUAAAGUUAAAAUGAUUUUGAUGAUACAAUAUGUAAUAUCAUUAGCCUGAAAUAGGAAUCUGAUACUUUCUGCUUUAUCCUCAGCUGUUUUUUUCAAUUGCAAUUAAAUGUGGUUUGUUCACU